AUCUAUAAUCCGUAGUAGUCUCUUGAAACAACACAAAGUAGGAAAGAUAGUCCCAAGUAGAUAACGAAGAUGGCGUACAUCAUCAUCUUCAAAUCACUUCCGGCGCCUUCUCUCUCCUCAAGUUUUCUGCCCACCAACACAAUUUCUUCCAGUUCUCAAAUGGGGUCCUUUGUUUUCCCACAUUUAUCUCCUCAAUUGAAGCCUUCUUUCAGGAGUUUUUGCAAAGCUCAAACUACUCCAACUUUUGCUGUCUCAAGAAGGAAUGCAAUGGUGGGGCUUUUCUCUGGAUGCAUUGCUACACAAAUUAUAACUAACGACCGUGCACAAGCUCUACAAUCUGUUGGUUUCAGGGAGUAUAUAGAUUUUUUCGACGGUUAUUCCCUAAACUACCCUAAGAAUUGGAUUCAAGUGAAAGGUGCUGGGGCAGAUAUUUUCUUCAGGGAUCCUUUUGUUCUCGACGAAAAUCUUUUUGUGGAUAUAUCUUCACCCUCAUCAUCUAAGUACAAGAGUGUUGAGGAUUUGGGUCCACCAGAAGAAGCUGGGAAGAACAUGUUGAAACAAUAUCUAACAGAGUUCAUGUCUACCAGACUUGGUGUUCGACGUGAGUCAAAUGUUCUCUCCACAUCUUCUAGAGUUGCUGAUGAUGGGAGGCUCUAUUAUCAAAUUGAAGUGAACAUAAAGUCAUAUGCCAACAACAAUGAGUUGGCUGUGAUGCCUCAGGAACGUGUGGUUAGGAAGGAAUGGGAUCGAAGGUACCUUUCAGUUCUCGGGGUGGAAAACAACAGGCUGUAUGAGUUGCGGUUACAAGUACCCGAAGAUGUAUUCCGAGAUGAAGAAAACGACCUUCGUCAAGUAAUGGAUUCCUUCAGAGUGAACAAGAUUACUGCUUAAUUUAUUGUGUGGAAUUCAUUUUUUUUUUCUCAAUUUUUACACAAAAUUCAGUACAACAAAGCAAGUUUUAUGAUUCCAACUCCAUCCAUUGUCCUCCAUUUCCAAUCUCAAUGAGCUGUAUAAUUUUGAAUUACAUUAUUGCAAUGUUAAGCAGCUCUUCUGUAAUGAUCAUGAAUGCAAUUAGUUGUAUUUGCUGGUCUAUUUUAGCAGUUACUUCUACAUUUUAGAAUACA
Messenger RNA from Chenopodium quinoa (quinoa), 1124 nucleotides. RefSeq names its product psbP domain-containing protein 1, chloroplastic-like. Gene Ontology annotation, cellular component: photosystem II; extrinsic component of membrane; photosystem II oxygen evolving complex. NCBI's taxonomy places the organism in Eukaryota, Viridiplantae, Streptophyta, Magnoliopsida, Caryophyllales, Amaranthaceae. Gene Ontology annotation, molecular function: calcium ion binding. Gene Ontology annotation, biological process: photosynthesis. The record is from RefSeq and is a predicted model, not a curated record. The transcript has 3 exons. The coding region runs from base 70 to 891 and encodes 273 amino acids.